GACACUGUACGUGAUGGACGUAACCAGAGUCUCCGGCUACACCUGCCCUCUACACGUGUCCACUUUACCAGAAUUAUAAUAAACAACGGUGGUGAAACUCUGCCCAAGAUUUAUAAAGGUGUCCUGGAAUACUUUUUUUGUGGUUAUUGGUAAAAAAAAAAGGUCUUGGGAGGAAAUGUGAAUUUUUUUGAGGUGUGAGACCAUGUGCAUGCUGAAGGCGUGUUAAAAAGCAGCCAUGUUGCUGACACGAGGCUUGAUCUUGCUGCUGAUGCUACUGACGCUUCUGGCGUCGGAGGCCGACGCCAGGAGAAGGAGGAGACGCUUCAAGCGUCAGCAUAGUCACAGGGACACUGACGUAGACGGACGCCGUAGGGAACAUCGACGGAGACGUGGCAGGGAGGGCGCUACCACGCUGCCCACGCCUGUCAGGCAUAGUGAGGCGCUCGUGGAAGGGAUUCCGGUCGGGACGGCGGCUUCGGUAGUGUCGGGUACGGCGCCGGAGUCGGGUUCGGUAGCGGCGGGUUCACAAUGUCCACCCCCGGUGACACCGUUCCACCGUGACCUGUGUGGCGCCACAGCCUGUCUCCACCACCACCAGUGUCCACACGGUCGCUUGUGCUGCUUCAAUGGCUGCAUCCACACCUGUCUGGUUAAGCUGGAAAGUCCCCCAGUUAUUGACUGGCUGGAAGAUACCAGCGAUGUCUUGCCUAUCCUUGAUGAGUCGGCACCCCCAGUGCUACCAGUGCGGUACGAGGACCUCUCCUUCGUUGAAGGACGGGAGGAGGCAGUGCACCUGCCUGGCGGGUGUACGAUAUCAGGUACUCAGUACUCACAGCUUCAGAACUUUAUGAAGGCUCCCAGCAUCGAGAACUGCAUGUGUGAGCGAGGUGAGGUAGUGUGCGCCGUCAAGAUGUUUCACUCAUAGUGUGAGCGAAACGAGGUAGUGUGCGCCGUCAAGAUGUUUCACACAGUCCUGAUCAGCGCCUCGGCUGAGAGGAUCCAAGAUGACAUGUUGGGGGAAACUAAAGAAAAUUGGAUGCUAGGAGGAUCAAAGAAGACGGGAGAACCAGGGAAGACAAGUUGGGAAAACCAAAGAAAAUGGAAUGUUGGGAUGGUCGUAGAAGAUGGGAUGCUGCUAAUAGAAGCAAAGGAAAUGGGAUGCUGAAAUGGAAGAUGGGAUGAUGAACUGACCAAAAAAAUGGGAUGCAGGGAGGACUGAAGAAGAUGAAUUGUUUGGAACUAGGUUUGUUUAUAAUAAAGAUUAAUGUAGCACAUGGCAAUGUUACAGCCACACAGCAGUGCUUCAAGACAGUGGUACAGCCACACAACAGUGCUUCAAGACAGUGGUACAGCCACACAGCAGUGCUUCAAGACAGUGGUACAGCCACACAGCAGUGCUUCAAGACAGUGGUACAGCCACACAACAGUGCUUCAAGACAGUGGUACAGCCACACAGCAGUGCUUCAAGACAGUGGUACAGCCACACAGCAGUGCUUCAAGACAGUGGUACAGCCACACAGCAGUGCUUCAAGACAAUGGUACAGCCACACAGCAGUGCUUCAAGACAGUGGUACAGCCACACAGCAGUGCUUCAAGACAGUGGUACAGCCACACAGCAGUGCUUCAAGACAGUGGUACAGCCACACAGCAGUGCUUCAAGACAGUGGUACAGCCACACAGCAGUGCUUCAAGACAGUGGUACAGCCACACAGCAGUGCUUCAAGACAGUGGUACAGCCACACAGCAGUGCUUCAAGACAGUGGUACAGCCACACAGCAGUGCUUCAAGACAGUGGUACAGCCACACAGCAGUGCUUCAAGACAGUGGUACAGCCACACAACAGUACUUCAAGACAGUGGUACAGCCACACAGCAGUGCUUCAAGACAGUGGUACAGCCACACAGCAGUGCUUCAAGACAGUGGUACAGUCACACAGCAGUGCUUCAAGACAGUGGUACAAUCACAAAACAGUGCUUCAAGACAGUGGUACAGCCACACAGCAGUGCUUCAAGACAGUGGUACAGUCACAAAACAGUGCUUCAAGACAGUGGUACAGUCACACAGCAGUGCUUCAAGACAGUGGUACAGCCACACAGCAGUGCUUCAAGACAGUGGUACAGCCACACAGCAGUGCUUCAAGACAGUGGUACAGCCACACAGCAGUGCUUCAAGACAGUGGUACAGUCACACAGCAGUGCUUUAGGACAGUGAUACAGUCACAGCAGUGCUUCAGGAGAGUGGUACAGCUACACAGCAGUGCUUGAAGACUGGUACAGUCACACAGCAGUGCUUCAGGAGAGUGGUACAGCCAUACAACAGUGCUUCAGGAGAGUGGUACAGCCACAGCAGUGCUUCAGGACAGCGGUACAGCCACACAGCAGUGCUUCAAGAGAGUGGUACAGCCACAUAGCAAUGCUUCAGGACAAUAGUACAGUCACAGCAGUGGUACAGCCACAUCAGUGGUACCGACACAGCAUUGGUACAGACACAGCAGCAAUGGAUAGAGGAACACACUGUAUUUACCGUCUUAGUAAAGGUAUGCAUUGUAGUGCACUGAUGAACAAGACAUGCAGUUUGGUGCACCAGUGAACAAGACAUGCAGUUUGGUGCACCAGUGAACAAGAUAUAACUUUUCUGUAAAUAUAUCUAGUAUGAAACAUGCACCAGAUUCACUGUGGUUUGCAUGGAGUAUACACACCAAGGCAUAUAUCUCUUUGUGUAUACACCAAGAGGUGCCUCUAUGUAUACCAACAGGUGCAUAUAUACGUAUAUAUAUAUUGAGUACUUGAAUCCAUUGUUUUGUUAUUAAAGUAUAUUUAAUUACAUGCAGUGGUAAGUGUUUUAGUAGAUUAUAACUUAUUGUGUUGCUGAAAGACCUUAGAGAGUGAUUUAGUCUUAGGCUUUAUUUGUUGUAGUGACACCUGGAAAGAUGAUAUUUUGUCACCAAUUUUCAGCAAUUUUGAUUUUCAAAUUUAAGUCAUGUUGAAUGUAUGUACAUGAUGUUCACUUAACUAUUAAAUGACAUAAUUGCUAGGUAUCCCUGAAGGAAUUGCUAGGUAUCCCUGAAGGAAUUACUGGGUAUCCUAAGGGAAACCUUUAAGUGGUUGCCUGAUUUUUUUUCUCUUCAGCUUUGCGAUAUUCUUUUGCUUACAACUCUAGAACCUUUGAACUCUUAUCAUAAUAAGAUUUUGAAUGUUUGUGUACUAUAACAAGAACCAGAUUCUAGGAACAAUUGGCUUGUGUAGGGGUCCAGUGACCGAAGUUAUUGAUCCCAUUUCCAGCAUCCUGGAAUGGAUCGGAUAACUUCCGAAACUCUCGAUGGUGUAGCUUCAAAUGUUCGAAAUGUGCCUUUUAAUUUGAUAAUGAUAGUGAAAUUCACAUGGGUAGGUUCAGAUUUGACCAGUUUUUGUGGAAAAUAGUGUGCAAUUUUGGUUUUUGUUUAAGUGUCACGAUAAAAAGGUAUACAUCUAUCUAUUCUGAGUUGCUUUAGUAUUUAAUGGCUGAUGCAUCUUAUGACAAUGUGGUCUGGUAGGUGAAACUCUCGCUUCACACGGGUCCGAUUCCCAGCAAGGGUGGAAACAUUGGGCGUGUUUCCUUACACCUGCUGUCCCUGUUCCCCCAUCAGCAAAAUGGGUACCUGGGUGUUAGUCGACUGAUGUGGGUCGCAUCCUGGGACAAAAAUUGACCUAAUUCGCCUGAAAUGCUCAGCAUAACAAGGGACUUUCUAUAUAGUAGUAUGUUAUUGAUGUCAGCUAUGGUCUGUAUACCUUGUACGUGUACUUAUAGAAAUAAUGUUAUUAUUAUAGUACCUAUUAGGUUUUAUUUACGUGGGCAAAUUUGUCAUUGCAAUCAUUUUUAAUAUACUUGGAAUCACACGAACAUAGACACAUGUAUACAUAUUUUUUUAUAUUUUGCUAAUUACAGUUUUAUGACCACACUGCACUAUUUGUUUAUCCAGUGAGUUAUGAUGGUAUUUUUUGCCCGUUUUCAUGCCAGCAUUGAGUGGAAGGUGGGAAGAGAGCCUUCUGCUUCUCUAUCCUUGACUCGCACAUCUAGAUAAUACACGAUAGUCCUUAAUCUAGUUAGAAAUUGAUAGUUAUUUUCAGCAGAUAACCUCUGCUGAAAAUAACUAUCUGCUGAUAACCUCUCCAACCGUAGGUCAUCUGACUAAGACCCGCGUCAGGAAACACUUAUCCUGUUUCCUUACGAACGUAUCAAUAUAUGAGAGGGAGGCUAGUAGAACACUGCUCACAUACUACCACACUUCCGCUCCCAAGGUGACUUUCAAACUGUUUUAAGUAUGGAUUGUUGAGCUGGAAUUUUUAAAGAAUGUCUUCCAAAUCCUGUCUCCUGUUGCAUGUAGUUACUCAGCAGUUGUAGUUCACCGUUGUUUGCCUUUCUACAGUGUUUACUAUUCCUUUUCAAGAGUUCUUAGUUUAAUAUCUUCAUUAUGCACUGUGGGAGGUAGGCAGAAGAUUACAUAGGUACAUAAUGAGUCCAAGUUUCGAUAGCUGAACAAGUUACAGUGGUAAUGAACUAUUUACAAGUUAUUACCCGGAGUUUACCACUGUAACUUGUACCUGUGUAAUCUUCUGCCUACCUCCCACAGGGUAGGUAUUGCUUCUUGAAAGCAAUACCUACCCUUAAUCUCCAGGUGCUGUGUCACCUGCGUUUUUCCCAAUAAAUGUGAAAUAAUGAGUAAAAAUUCUGCUGUCUAUGCAUUUUACAUUCACCCCCGGGGGGGGGGGGUAUGCUGGUGGAGAUCACUUGAUCCAAAAAAUAAGAGAUAUCCUCCCAUUUCUUGAAUCGAGCCUAAUUACUUCCCAUUUUCCCAGGCGCUGCUUGACCCCUACAGGUUUAGCACUUCACCAUACAGUGGGUUUUCUCACAACUACCGACAAGCUGUCGUUAAGGAAGGUAAACUGUAGUAUCCUCGGCCACCACCUCUUUAGUCUUCCAUUUCCAUUUUAUUUUACCAUAAACAUGUUAAUAAGACAAUACGCGGUUUAUGUCAUUUUAUUCAGAAGACAUUUCGCCCACCUCAAACUUAUGACAAUUGAUAAUAAAUUAGAAACGUGUGCAACAAUGGAUAUCUUGAUUGUAUCUAAUUUAUCAAGUUGUCGGUUCUCCGAACCAUUUAUCGACAAUGAUAAAUUCCCUGGUGGGCGAAACAUCUCAGUAAAAUGCCAUAAACCCUAUAUAGUCUUGUUAACAUACUUGUUAGUACAUUCUGACAAUAAUAUAAACACCAGAAAUAUUUUCAGUUAUAACUCACAUGGAGACAGAAACUCUGGAGAUUAAUUGAUCUGUAUAUUUCGACCUCCUCCUGGGAUCCUCUUUAGCUGAAGAAGAUCCCAGAAGGUGGUCGAAAUAUACAGAUCAGUCAAUCUCCUGAGUUAGUCUCCAUGUGUGUUAUAACUGAACAUUGACAAGUGCUCAUUAUAAUUUAGUUAUCCACCAGAAAUAUGUGUAUGUAAUAUAACUAUUGUAAUGCCGUACUGGUUAGCUGUUUCUUCACGUUAUUCGGACUCGUUAGAUUUUUAACAUGUAGUCUUAUUAGUGGUUCUUUCUCUGAUGCCCUCAUUCAUAUAUAUUUUAGCCAUAAUUAUUCCAUUGUUCAAUGUUAUAUAUUUAUGUUCAGCAGUAAGUUCACUUCUAUUUAUUUGUCUAAAUAUUUUGGUUCAGUAUUAGGUCUGUUUGGUCCAUUACUGUAUGUUUUGUCAAAGAUAAUUCGUCAUAUUACAUUUGCUUCUGUCCAAGAUAAAGUCUGUAAUAUUCUU
This is a messenger RNA of Cherax quadricarinatus, 5780 nucleotides long. RefSeq lists its product as uncharacterized. Gene Ontology annotation, cellular component: extracellular region. The record is from RefSeq and is a predicted model, not a curated record. Gene Ontology annotation, biological process: regulation of cell growth. NCBI's taxonomy places the organism in Eukaryota, Metazoa, Arthropoda, Malacostraca, Decapoda, Parastacidae. Gene Ontology annotation, molecular function: peptidase inhibitor activity.